Messenger RNA from Penicillium maclennaniae, 537 nucleotides. RefSeq names its product SDR family NAD(P)-dependent oxidoreductase. Gene Ontology annotation, molecular function: oxidoreductase activity. The record is from RefSeq and is a predicted model, not a curated record. The coding region runs from base 1 to 537 and encodes 178 amino acids. The transcript has 2 exons. Lineage: Eukaryota; Fungi; Ascomycota; Eurotiomycetes; Eurotiales; Aspergillaceae.
AUGUUGGUAUUGCAGGUGCAGCGGGGACCGUUGUUGAUGUGGAUAUGGGGGAGUGGGCUAGGGGGGAUGGAGACUAAUGUGGCGAGUAUGGUGCAGAUGAGCAAGUAUGCUAUCCCGGAGAUGGUGAAAAACGAAGGAGAGAUUAAGGGGAGUAUUGUUCAUAUGGGGAGUGUGGCUGGGUUGAAGGGUGGCACGCCACAUCUAUUGUAUCCGACUGCGAAAGGGGCGGUGGUUAAUUUGACGAGGGCUAUGGCUGCACAUCAUGCGCUAGAAGGAAUACGCGUGAAUUGUGUUUGCCCCGGGAUGCUGUACACGCCUAUGAUGUAUGGGAAUGGCAUGAGUGAGGAGGCGAGAGAGGCUCGGCGAAAGCGCAGCUUGUUAGCUACUGAGGGUAAUGGGUGGGAUUGUGCUGGUGCAGUGGUAUUUCUUGCAGGUCCCCAUGCCCGAUGGAUGACUGGAGUUAUUCUGCCAGUUGAUGCAGGAACAACGGCGGCAGUGGGGAUCGGAAUGACGAAGAGUGCCAGCGUAAACGCUUAG